Messenger RNA from Toxotes jaculatrix (banded archerfish), 5552 nucleotides. Its product is annotated as frizzled-3-like. Gene Ontology annotation, cellular component: plasma membrane. The coding region runs from base 633 to 2879 and encodes 748 amino acids. Lineage: Eukaryota; Metazoa; Chordata; Actinopteri; Toxotidae. Gene Ontology annotation, molecular function: Wnt receptor activity; Wnt-protein binding. The transcript is spliced from 11 exons. The record is from RefSeq and is a predicted model, not a curated record. Gene Ontology annotation, biological process: non-canonical Wnt signaling pathway; canonical Wnt signaling pathway.
GUGGAGCCGAGGAGCGCCCGAAACCGCUGUAUAUUCUUCGCACAAGGACCUGCUUGAUGAAUCCACUCCAGUGUGGCAACGGAAUGUGAAAGACAGUAUUUUGUGUCUCACAGAGGAAUCAGCAAAAUCAUUUGGAGGAUAAUGACAUAUUGUGGGCUCGAGCUCAGGUGAAUCUUUGAAACAGCAAGAGAAAGAAGAGACAAAGACAGGGUGGAAGAAAGGAACUUACAGAAACCCAGUGGAGACAUCCAGCAGACAUCUGAUGGUGGAGCUGCUAUCUGAGGGACAUGCUCUCAGUUUGGGGAUGGAACAAGAAGAAUCUGUCUUUGACUAAGGGAAGUGCCAGAGAGUGGAGAGAAACCAUGUAAUUUAUUUUUUACAUGAGAAAUAAUUCAAAUAGUACAUUUAAAGGCACAUUGUGAGACACUGUACAAGAAAAGCAAAUACUACAAUGGCUUUUGAUUUUGAAGAUUGAUACAAAGGGCAGAUUCAUGGUAUUCCACCACAUGUGCUAUUCAGGGUACAUUUCCAGAGUGUGCCUGCCUUUGGAUUCCUUUCUUUAUUUCCACCACUGACCCUGAAAAUGGACUCAAUUGCUUCUAACGUUAAGAAGCUUUAAAAACAAUUCCUGCAUGUCUUUGGUGAUAUCUAGUGGUUUUCUGGGUGAUGAAAAAUCCAUCAGUCUGAGCCACUGUGCAGAAAUGUCAGACAUUAAGAUGCAGGCACCUGCCAGAGGAGGAUUUAUGACAUACUGGUUUUCAGAAACUACAACAGUCUACUGCAGACAGCGAGUUCCUGUCUGUUUUUCUUUCUUCCUUAUCUCUAUUUUCUUACUACUUUUCUCCCUGGUUACACCUGCUCUGUCCAUUCAUAUGGAGUCCAUAGAGAGCCACAGUGAGUUUAGCUGUGAGCCCAUCAGACUGAGAAUGUGCCAGGAUCUGCCUUACAACACCACCUUUAUGCCCAAUCUACUGAAUCACUAUGACCAGCAGACAGCUGCGCUAGCCAUGGAGCCUUUUCAUCCCAUGGUAAACCUAGUGUGCAGUACUGACCUGAGGAUGUUCCUGUGUGCCCUGUACGCCCCAGUGUGCACGGUGUACGGCCAGGUGUCCAUGCCAUGUCGAUCACUCUGCCAGCGGGCCAGAGACGAGUGCCACAAACUCAUGGAGAUAUUUGGAGUAGCUUGGCCAGAAGACAUGGAGUGCAGCAGGUUUCCAGAUUGUGAUCAGCCCUAUCCUCGUCCAGAGGACCUGCUGACAGACUCUGAUCCUACUGACCAGUCAUCCAUGACUGUGCAAAGAGACUUCGGUUUCUGGUGCCCUAGAGAGCUCAAGGUUGACCCAGACCUGGGUUACACUUUCAUGGGCAGGAAGGAUUGUUCUGCCCCAUGCCCCUCCAUGUUCUUCAACCAGCAGGAGCUGACAUUCACUCGAUACUUCAUAGGAGUCGUCUCUAUUGUCUGUUUGUCUGCAACACUCUUCACCUUCCUGACAUUUCUCAUUGAUGUUACCAGGUUUCGAUACCCUGAGCGUCCAAUAAUCUUCUACGCUGUGUGUUAUGUCAUGGUGUCACUGGUGUUUUUCCUUGGUUUCCUAUUGGAAGACAGGGUAGCGUGCAAUGCAGUCAGCCCUUCUCAGUUCAGAGCUUCAACCAUAACACAGGGCUCACACAACAAGGCAUGCACUCUGUUCUUCAUGGUCCUGUAUUUCUUCACCAUGGCGGGCAGCGUGUGGUGGGUCAUACUGACAAUCACUUGGUUCCUGGCCGCUGUGCCUAAAUGGGGCAGCGAGGCUAUUGAGAAGAAAGCCCUCCUCUUCCACGCCAUUGCCUGGGGGCUCCCAGGGGCCCUGACUGUCACCCUGCUGGCUCUGAACAAAAUUGAAGGAGAUGGGAUCAGUGGAGUGUGUUUCAUAGGCCUGUAUGACAUAGACGCCCUGAGGUGGUUUGUUCUGGCACCACUCUGCCUCAAUGUGGCGGUGGGGGUCUCUCUCCUGUUGGUGGGCAUUGUGGCUCUGAAUCGGGUGCGCAUGGAGAUCCCUCUGGAGAAGGAAAACCAGACCAAACUAGUCAAGUUUAUGAUCCGAAUGGGAGUGUUCUCGGUGCUCUACCUUGUCCCCCUGCUAACUGUGAUUGGGUGCUACCUGUACGAACACACCUACCGUAACAUUUGGGAGACAACAUGGAUGGAGGAGAACUGCAGGCGCUAUCACAUCCCCUGUCCAUACAAGGUGGAGCAGACCAGUCGGCCACUCAUGGUUUUGUUCCUAAUUAAAUACUUGAUGAUGCUGGUGGUGGGGAUUCCCUCCGUUUUCUGGGUGGGCAGUAAGAAGACCUGUUUUGAGUGGGCCAGCUUCCUGCACGGACGCAGACGCAAAGACAGUGGCGUGAAUGAGUCUCGCCAGGUGUUGCAGGAGCAGCCAGACUUUGCCCAGUCUCUGCUGCGUGAACCCAACACACCCAUUAUUAGGAAGUCCAGAGGAACAUCCACUCAGGGCACCUCCACCCACGCCUCCUCCACCCACUUGGCCGUCCUAGAUGACCUUGACGAACCAGUCAGAACUCAUCACGGCCACCCCGCCUCCACUAGGAGCAAAGCCAGCAGCGUCCACAGCAAGGCCAGCUACCACGGCAGCCUGCGCCGCACACGAGAUGACAGGAGCGAUACUAUGGUUUACCGAGGUACAGAGGAGCGCAGUUUUCAUGGGAGCAUGCCUCGUCUUGACCACCCGCUCUCCACUCACAGCAGCCUCCAUCAGUUAGACAGCCGCUCAAGGCACAGCAGCCAGCAAGACAUAUCUGAGGCCCCACCUACCCUCAUCACCCACGGAACCUCGGCAAGUGGCAGCCAAGCUGCAGAAAAUGAUGGCACCAGCGCCUGAGAAAGGUCAUAAAUUUUAUAGGAAAUUAUUGUCAGGAUGCUGUCGAUACCUUUCGAAGGAAGACUUGCCCUCAGCAGAUACGCACUCGUCCGUCUAGUGUGUUUGCCUCUAUAGAAGAUGGAGAAUGUACCACAGAGUGCUGUAUUGGUGAUUUUUGGUGUUAGUUCCUUCCUGAUCAGUUGUUAGCUGUGCAGCUAAUGGCUAACACGGUUCAGUUAGUGGACGUAACCGAUGUUUUGUGGAUUCACUUAGGUUUCGCUCUAAACGGGACUGUUAUGCUUACUUAUUUGAAUUCACACGUCAGCUGACUCCUGACAAGAAUAAAUCCACUUCCUCAGACUUUGGUGACUUCAGUGAUACUUGUCAAGAUGUUAUUCAGGGAAAGUGUUUAACUAGACAGGUAAACUACACACACACUUGUAAAAUGUGGAAAGUGAGAAGAAGAAUGGUUACAGUGUGUGCAGGUGUACUCUGGAUGAUUCAUCAGAUCCUGGAUUUGGAGUCUGGACACCAGUUUUGCGAUUUAACCUGUGUCAUAACCUGUGUUAGGGUGGCAUUACCUCCAAAUAAUGAUCUUGCAUCCUGCCACAAGACUUACAUGAAUAUUGUUAAAUAUGUGAACAGUGCUGAGUAUUGCUUUUGUAACAAUCUUAAAUGGUUUGUCCUCUCCCUUGGUAAUGUCUCAUAUGAAACUUGACUUUUUUUUUCAGUCUGAUUUCAGCCUGAUCUAACUAUUCCCAAUCUUUGUUUGUCUUAGACUGCAGCUCUUAAUGAAUGACUGACAAAUAUGGGCCUAAAGUGACAUCGUGGACCUCUCUGUGGUUUAGUGAAAUAUUUUUUUAAUGUGAAAAUCAUCUGUCUACUGCUGAAAGCUUCACUAUGUGACUGUGUGUGUGUGUGAGAGAGAGCGUGAGUAAUAGAUAGAAGCAAGUGGUCAUAUAUGUUUUAAACUUCAGUUCCCCCCUCUGGUAAACAGAGAAGACCUGAUGGAGGGAACUGAAUCCAGAAUGUAAAAGGGUUGUUUUCUGAGUGAGUAAGAGGGUGAUGUAAUACAGACGUGGUUGUGUGAAAUGAGCUGGAAUAAUAUUUGUGCACUUACGUUACAUGCACAGAGAGGUUAUUCCAGCUCAGCCUGAAAUAAUUUUAGCACUGACCAUUCUGCAAAGAGGCAUUAGCCUGGCAAAGAAAGACAAGGCAGCUUUAGAAACAAGCAAGGUAAUAGUUCACUCAGCCAUUGCUUGUUCAGUUAGUAGAAUCACAAUCUGUACAACAUUCAAUAUCCUCUAAUCGACCCUUAGAAUAAGACUACUGUUAAAAUUAGCUGACAACUAGAGUAACGUAAGCAAAAUUCAGGUACACAUCCUUUCAUUCGCGUCUAAUGGCUGCAUAGACUGGAGUGUAAUUUAAAAAUGGAAACAGAUAAUGGUGCUUUUAUUUUGAAAUCUGUCACAUCCACGUGGCUAAAAGGUUGUUUUUUGGGAGGAAGUACUUUUUUUCUUUUCUAAUGACAUUUUCACUCGUGUAAUUGAUAUGUACCUAAACUGCUUACUGUACAUGCUCUGUGAGCUUGUGUGCUUCUGUUGUUCAGACUUAAACUCAGACUUGUCCGAAGCUGUACAAACAAUUAGCAGUGCAGAAAAAGAAGUAGUCAGUCAUUGUGCUUUUUAUGUUGUCAGACUUUACAUUUGAGUAAAUGUUACAGGAAGUGUAUAUUGUCACUGUUUUUAUAUUGUUUGUUUUGUUCCCCAAUCCCUCAAGAUCCAAUUAACCUACCUCGCCUGUACCUUCAGCCUUCUCUGUACCUGCACGCAUGUGCACUCACACACACACAAACACAUUUUUUCAGGUUCUUUUAGAAAAGUAAAAAAUGGUCCUAAGCUCAACACAUAAAACCAGUUCAGCAGAAGUGGUGCUUAUCCUGAAGAAUCUGAGCUACUGUAAAAUUUAACACAAACCAAACAGUUAAAUUGAUUCAUGGGCUCUGCCUUGAUCACAAACACACGUAUACACACACACACACAUCAGUAGGAUCUCUGUAGCUAGCUGUCUCUCCAUCCCCACAGUUGGCUUUGUGUUUUUCCAUUCUACCUCUUCAGUUCAAAUGUACCUAGCUGACUCUCUGGCCUUUCACUGCUGCCUCCCUCCUCCUCUUAUGUUUACGUCUCUGCAACUGUUUUAAGUUUCUUACGACCAACUGCCUACUGUCAACUUGCCUGCCUCCGUAUCUGUUGUACAUAGAUUUUCCAUCCUAUGUGAUGACUAAUCUGCCUCACAUCUGCCUUCUGCCUCUCCUCCUGUAAAUGUGCCCACACUAAUCUUUUUUUGGACCUACAGCGACUGUCUGUACUGUUGCAAGUCGUGACUGCGCACAAACAUUAACCGUUGUGCUUUUACCUCUGAAUUGGACUCUGCAAUGAGAGACGCUGUGGUAAAUACUACACUCAACCUAAUGAAAGAGGAAAUCUCUCCUCCUCUCACAUGAAACAUCUCGUUCUCCAUAUCAGCCCCCCCACAAGCAGACAUGAGGACAAAGAGCCUUCUUGAUUUCUGUGCUUCAGAGUGAACCACAGCAGCUUGAAAAUAUGACACGUUAUCAAUGACGGUUCAACAACAUAAUAAUAUUGUGAAUUCUGAAACUUGGGUUGUAUUCGCCUUUUAAUUUAUUUGCAGUUU